AUGGUGCUAACGAUGGAUCCAUCGGCGUCAUUUCCUGUGUUGACUCUGGAGAAUCCCACUGUGCUAUUUCUCUCAAAGGAGAAAAACGGUUACAAAAGUGAUAUGACAUUUUUCAACGGAAGUGAUACCAAUUUAAUUUUGCCCUACACUAAUGAUAACGAAGUGCAAGUUUCCAUAGAACCUGUAGCUGAUGGGAAAUUGAAAAGUGAGUGUUCGUUAGUGUACAUUAAUACCAUAAAGAGUUAUUACAUGCUACUGAAUUGA
Messenger RNA from Dicrocoelium dendriticum, 264 nucleotides. Lineage: Eukaryota; Metazoa; Platyhelminthes; Trematoda; Plagiorchiida; Dicrocoeliidae. The record is from the annotation of a GenBank genome assembly.